AUGGCGAGGGCCCGGCUGCGGAAGGAGAAAGGGCGCUCCCGGCCCGGGCCGGAGAAGAAGAUGGAGCCGGCCAAGAGACGUGGGCUACGGGGCAGCACUCAAAGAUUGCAAGCUGAGCUCGACUUGGGAACAGGCCCCCAGGCCUCUCCUGCACCCCACGCUGGAGGGACAGGGGGGUUCCUGGACGUGCCACCCCAGCAAGAGGUCCCCUCCCAGCUGGACCCAAGCGUGCUUCAUCUGUGGGAAACGCAGUUCCAGGAGUUCCUGAAAGACUCUGUCUUCGAGCAGCGGCUGCUGGAGGAGCUGAGCCCCUGGGAGGACCCCAGGGCCUUCCUGGCCUCCUUUGAGAAAGUGGCCGUGGCCUGCCGCUGGCCGAGAAAAGAGUGGGUGACGCGGCUGCUGCCGGCUCUCAGCGAGGAGGCCGAGAAGGCCUUUGUCAGGCUGGCGGCCGAGGAUCGGGAAGACUUCUGGAAGGUGAAGGCGGCCAUCCUGCGCCGGGAGUCCACCGCCCGGGAGAAGCAGCGUCAAGAGUUCCGCCGGUUCUGCUACCAGGAAGCCAACGGCCCGCGGGAAGUCCUCGCCCGGCUCCAGGGGCUGUUAUGCCAGUGGCUGCGUGCCGAGAGGAGCAGCAAAGAGCAGAUUCUGGAGCUCCUGCUUCUAGAACAGUUCCUGAACAUCCUGCCGCGGGAAAUGCAGAACUGGGUCAAGGAACGCGCCCCGGAGACGUGUGUGGAAGCUGUGACUCUGGCAGAGGACUUUUUGAGACGGCUCCAAGCGGCCGAAAGGAGGGGAGAGCAG
Molecule: messenger RNA, 798 nt
Organism: Python bivittatus (Burmese python)
Lineage: Eukaryota; Metazoa; Chordata; Lepidosauria; Squamata; Pythonidae
Source: RefSeq, a predicted model, not a curated record